ACUUUCGUGUGGUUUGCUGGUUUUCUCCGGAACCAAACCAACAACCAAAGAAAAUACCAUAAAUAAAUAAAAUAAAAUAAAGAAGGAAAAGCGAAUUCUGUCUUUCUCUCUUCUCUACUGAAUCUUCUCCAAUCCCGUCACUGGAAAAAUCAGACAGCAAACCCCCCAAUCUUUAUAAAGAAGAAAAUAAGGUAAGGCUUUCUCUGUCUCUAUCUGACACUACAACAACAAGCAAAGUAUCUUACAUAUUGACGCCCCUGUCCUUAUUUUUUUCAUUAUCGGACAGAAACCCAAGCAAUACUUGGCAGCCCACCAUGACUGCCAACACUACUGAUCCGAGUUAUUGGUUGAACUGGAGGUUCUUCCUGUGUGCAUUAUUUCUCUUGAUUUCCAUGAUUUUUGCAUCGAUAUUAAUAUGGAAAUAUGAAACAUUUCACAAAAGAAAGCCUGAGAGGAGAGAGAAUGACCGAGAAACAGUGGAACCUUUCCAUGAGGAUGAAGCGUGGAAGAUAUGUCUUAAAGGAAUCCAUCCUGCUUGGCUGCUUGCUUAUAGAAUCAUUUGUUUGAUUGUGCUUUUCUCAUUGAUUACUGCCAACGUUAUUGAAGAUGGAGGUGGCAUAUUCUACUUCUAUACUCAGUGGACUUUUGCGUUGGUCACAAUCUAUUUUGCACUUGCAUCUACACUUUCCAUUUAUGGAUGUUGUAAAUAUGGCAAUAGAGAUAGCCAGGAUGCAAUUGAUCAUUUUGGAUUAGACACUGAACGAGGCACUUAUGUAGCUCCUACAUUUGAGGGGAGUACAGAUACAUCAAAUAUGCGCAAGAAUUUGGAUGCCUAUGAAGAACAUCAAAAUCAGGAAACUGCAGGUGUGUGGGGUUAUGCCCUCCAGAUCAUAUUUCAGAUGUGUGCAGGUGCAGUAAUGCUCACUGAUUCUGUAUUCUGGACCAUUAUUUAUCCAUUUUUGACCGCCAAAGACUAUGAGCUGAAUUUUAUGAUUGCUUCUAUGCAUUCCAUCAAUGCUGUUUUCCUUCUUGGUGACACACUUUUGAAUUGCUUGCGAUUUCCAUUGUUUCGGAUUGCGUAUUUUGUAUUGUGGACGGGAGUAUUUGUGAUUUUCCAGUGGAUCAUCCACGUUUGUGUCAAUAUGUGGUGGCCCUAUCCAUUUCUUGACUUAUCUUCCCAAUAUGCUCCGUUAUGGUACCUUGGAGUUGGAUUGAUGCACAUCCCAUGCUAUGGCAUUUUUGCUUUAAUUGUUAGGAUUAAACACAUGGUGUUGUCAACAACAUUCCCAGAUUCUUAUCAGAGUAUGAGGUGAAGAAGCAGAACAGAAAGGGGACUUCAAUAAGAUAAUUGUAUCAACAUGGUUAGCAGUAGCACCGCCCUUGCAAUGCCCUUUACAUGUGAAGAUUAGAAUUCUUCGUUUUUUUCCCCUUUUCUUUUCAUUCAUGGCCUAGAUGAGAAAACUAGGCUAAAAAAGGAGACAAAAUUCUUCGAAUUAUGCAGUGCAGAGAGAUACACAUAUAAAUACUUUAAUUAGAUUUGAUUGUAAAUUGUAAGCCAUAUGAUAGAUUCAAUAUCUGUACCAAUUUUUUGAAAAAGGAAGAGUCUAAAUCGCAUGUAGACAGUAUCCUUGGUGGCUUCAUGCAUAUAUUUGCUAGAGUAUUGGGACAA
Messenger RNA from Ziziphus jujuba (common jujube), 1669 nucleotides. RefSeq lists its product as uncharacterized. The record is from RefSeq and is a predicted model, not a curated record. The transcript has 9 exons. The coding region runs from base 315 to 1313 and encodes 332 amino acids. NCBI's taxonomy places the organism in Eukaryota, Viridiplantae, Streptophyta, Magnoliopsida, Rosales, Rhamnaceae. Gene Ontology annotation, cellular component: membrane.